AUGAUCAACAACGACGCGUUUAUCUAUUUCGUCACACACAAGUCGUGCAGCCAGCAGAUGCCGACGACGGCGCCGCGUCGUCGAUGGCAGAACCAGUUCGCUUUCGCCUUCCGACACUCCGCUACUCCAUCGCCACUUUCUCCUCGUCUCCGUUGUCCGCUCCGAUCGCUCCAUCUCGGCCUGGUCUCUUUUUUCCACUCCAAGCUCUACUUAUAUCUUCCAGGAAGUCAAAGCGAUUUGGGAAGAAUUGCCGAAUACUACUCAAUCUGA
Messenger RNA from Angiostrongylus costaricensis, 270 nucleotides. The record is from the annotation of a GenBank genome assembly. Lineage: Eukaryota; Metazoa; Nematoda; Chromadorea; Rhabditida; Metastrongylidae.